UCAAAACAAAUUCUCUCUUCGGAACGGAACGUGAGUGGACGUGUGCGGACGCGUCGCUGCCGGAAAAAUAAGUUGCGUCGGCGUUGCGGCAUUGUUGUUUACGUGUUAAAUAAAAGUGUGUGCGGCGAGAAGGGCGCGCUCUUGUAUGUGUUGGUGUUCUCAGCGUGUGUUUCGAAAUACCGCAUUGUUUAAUUACAGCGUUACAGCCGCCGCGGCUAAUUUUCAAUGCAAACAAGAGCUGGUCUGUGAACGAUAUUAUGCUAAAAUAGAUAAUUGCCAAAGUAUGUGUUUGUUUCUGCCCUUCGUCAAUGAAUAACGGCAGUUUGCGAGGUGCGAAGUCGAAGAAGAGCAAACAACAACAAAUUGCCAUCACCUUUGUCAGCAGCAAAAGCAAAAGGCCAGAAAAAAAGCCAAAAAGCAACAACUAACCCGGCAUUGGAGGCAAAAAAACCGGAUAAAAACAAAACGCAACUGCGACGUCAGCAGCGCCGAAGAAGAGGAGCCUUGGUGGCCACAUUCCAGCGUCAUCAGCAGGCGGAGGCCGUCGCAGCCGCCAAACCCGGGUCACCAAAAUUCUUUCUUUCUCCCCCACCCCCUAAAAAAAGUUGAAACAUCAGCAGCGGAUUCUGAGCAUCAACAGAUGUAAAAACUGCUGGAGUAAUAAACAGUAUUAAAGAUCCCAAAAUGAAGCUACUUCUGGGGCUAUUGAUGAUCUGCCUGGGCCUAAGCCUGGCCAAAGGCGAGACAAAUCUGCCGCCCGUAUUCACGCAGACCCUUAACAACAUUAUCCUGUACGAGAAUGUCACUGUGGGUACAGUGGUUUUCCGGCUAGAAGCCUAUGAUCCGGAGGGCAGUCCCGUCACGUACGGGGCCAUCGGUGCCGAUCACUUUAGCGUUGACCCUGAUUCCGGUAAUAUUACGCUGAUCAAACCACUGGAUCGCGAGGAGAAGGACACCUUGAAGUUCCUGGUGUCGAUCAGGGAUCGCGUAGAUCCUGAGGGAGAGUCGGAGCGGGAUAAUGUGGUCGAAGUGCCCAUAACCUUCAUCAUUCUCGACCUCAACGACAAUCCGCCAGAGUUUCAGAAUACCCCUUAUGAGGCCGAUGUUAACGAAGAUGCUGCGGUGGGCACGACCAUCUUCGAUAAGAUUCUGGUUAAGGAUCGGGAUAUAGCUGGAGACAGCCUUGAUUUGAAAUGCUUGCCCCAGCAGCAAAGUCCAGAAGCUUGCAGCAAAUUCCGACUGCAUGUGAGCAAGCGUGAGGCCACCGUUCUAGAAGCAGCAGUUGUGCUCAAUGACACGCUGAACUACAACCAGCGGAUGGUCUACCACUUCCAGAUCGAAGCUACCGAUGGGCCGCACAAGACCCAAACAACUUUCGAGGCCAGGGUGAAGGACGUACAGGACAAACCGCCCGUAUUUCAGGGCUCCCUCUCCACGGUGAUCGACGAGGACAGUCCCAUUAACACCUUGGUUCUUACUGUCCAUGCCCGGGAUGGGGACACGGGUGAACCAAGAAGGAUUGUCUAUGACCUGCGAACUAAUCCCAAUGACUACUUUCUGCUGGACGCUCAAUCUGGAGAGUUGCGCACCGCCAAACCGCUAGAUCGAGAAGCUCUGGAGGAUUCCACAGGCAUUAUCUCCCUAUUGAUUCGCGCCCGGGAGCUUGUGAACGGCGUUCCCAGCGAUGAUCCACUGACGAGUGCCACGGCCAAGGCAACGGUGACCAUUAGGGAUGUGAAUGACUCCCCGCCGGUGUUUAACCACAAGGAGUACUCCGUGUCCCUGUUGGAGAACACGCCCCCCGGCACGCCCCUUGCCUUGGACAUGAGCGUCAGCGAUGCUGAUGUGGGCAUCAACUCAAAGUUUGCCCUACGCCUGGACGAUGUAUCCGGAGUAUUCGACGUGGAGCCCAAGUUGGUCACCGGCUACUCGCAGGUUAACAUUCGCGUGGCUAACGGCACUCUGGACUACGAGAAUCCCAACCAGCGCAAGUUUAUCGUGCUGGUGGUGGCCGAGGAGACGGACACCAGCCCACGACUAUCCUCCACGGCAACGAUUACGGUGAGCGUGCUCGAUGCCAACGACAAUAAGCCGGUUUUCGAGCAAGAGAGCUACUCUGCUUCCGUUUCGGAGGCGGCUCUUCCGGGUCAGUACAUAGCCACCAUUACGGCCCGGGAUGUGGACUCCGGCAGCUACGGUGACGCCGGCAUUCGCUACAGCCUGUCCGGAACCGGAGCCGAACUCUUCCAUGUCAACGAGCAGACAGGUGUCAUUAGCCUGGCCAAUUGCCAUGGCCAGGGCGAGAGCAACAGACGCGAGCGACGUGAUCUGAUCGGGGAUGAGAACGAUACAAACGAAAACGAGGAGGACGGUGAGGGUCACCUGGAAAUGCUGUCCAUGGAGGCAGCACCCAGGGAGAUUGGCACCGAGCCCACCGUCCAGUACACGUUAAUCACACAGGCGCCAGAGGAGCGGGCAUCAUCGGUUCCACUCGCAGCUCCAGUUCCACACGCAGCUCCAUCUGGAGUUCCCGCAGCGACUACUAAUGACGACAAGGCACCGCAGACGUGUCUGGACUACGAAUCGGAGACCACGUACUUCUUGUCAUACAAGGCCACUGAUGACAACGGACGUGGUUCGGCUUCUGUUGUGUCCCUCCGGAUCUCCGUGACGGAUGCCAACGACUCGCCGCCCGUCUGCGAGAGUCCACUGUACAGGGCCAGCGUGGAUGAGGGCGCCGUGGUCUUCGACUCCCCGUUGAUUGUCAAGGCAAGGGAUGCGGACACUAUGUCCAGAAUAAGCUACCGAAUCCGGGGCUCCGAGCAGGUUGAGGGCAUCUUUGACAUUGAUCGCGAGACUGGUCAGAUCAGCAUCAGGCCGAACGCAACCCUGGAUGUGACCAAUUUGAAUAGUGACCAGCUCAUCUUCGUUGUGGAGGCCAACGAUGGACUGUUCACGGCCCACUGCGGGGUAAACAUAACAGUGCGGGAUGUCAACAACCAUGUGCCCGGUUUCGAGCAGCAGAGCUACAGUGCUGUUGUCGAGGAGAACUCUGAGAUUGGAACGAGCGUGGAGCGGGUGCAUGCCACCGAUUUGGACACGGGCAAGAAUGCCGAACUGCGCUACCGCAUCCAGCAGGGCAGCUUCGAUGACUUUGGCAUCGACGAACGGACCGGCGAGGUGUUCGUCUCCCGGAAACUGGACUUUGAUCGCCGCAACACGUAUCAGCUGCAGGUUCAGGCCUCUGAUCUGGGUACGCCCAGUCUCACGGGCACAGCCACUCUUACGAUAAAUGUUCAGAAUAGCAAUGACAAAGAUCCGUAUUUCGUGCCGGCCACGCAGCACGCUGAAGUGCGAGCGGAUGCUCCUCCCGGCCAACUGGUAUACACUUUAAUCGCCCUCGAUCCGGAUGUGGCCAGCCAUAAUGCCUUGGAGUUUGCCGCCACCGAUGACAUAACUGCAAUCGAUAAGGAGGGCAAGGAGCUGCCGCAUUAUGAUCAGUUCAAGGAGUACUUUGCGAUUGCCAGAAACGGAAAGGUUUCGGUCAACAAGCAGUUGGAUCGUAAUCUUUUCGCCGUGAUGAGAAUCAAUGUUCUGGUCACGGACAGCACAGCUCCCAAUGUCCAGCAGGGUCGCGGUUUGCUGAUCAUCCAGAUCAUUGAUGUCAACAAGAUUCCUCCGCGCUUCAAUGCGCCUUGGAGUGUGGAGCAGCCGCACAUAAAGCUGCAGAUGGUGGAGGAGCAGCCGGUGGGCACCGUGCUGACCACUCUGCAGGCCACCGACGAGGAUUCCAGCAUUGGAGAAUUCAAUAUUAGUGCCAAUGACUAUUUUGCCAUCAACCAGACCACCGGAGUGAUCUACACCAUUGCCCGUCUCGAUUACGAGUCAGUGAAGGAGGUCAAAUUCCUGGCCACAGUCAGUGAUACGGGUGUGCCCGCUUUAACAGCAACUGCCGAUGUGGUAGUGGAUAUUAUUAACCUGAACGACAAUGACCCAAAGUUCUCUCAGUCCGAUUACUAUUUCAACAUCACUGAGAACUCACCUCGAGGCACUGUGGCGGGAAAAGUGGAGGCCCAAGAUGGAGAUGUGGGCGUCUUUGGGGAGAUCACCUACACACUAAUCGGGGAAAAUAAUAAAUACUUUAGCAUUGAUGCUUAUACGGGCAAUGUGAUGGUGGCCAAUGCCUCGAUUCUGGAUCGCGAGCAGAUCAAGGAGCUGACGCUUUCAGUUGUGGCCCAGGAUAAGGCUCCUGCUACUGUCCAGAAAUCGGCCACGGCAACGAUCCACAUCAACAUUCUUGAUGUCAAUGAUAACGCUCCCGUUUUUACGCGGGAUGUGUAUAACUCCACGGUGGCGGAAAAUGCCGCCUAUCAGCCGCCGGCCGCCUUGCUUCAAGUCCAAGCCAUCGACCAGGAUGAGGGUCUUUUCGGAGAUGUACGCUAUAUUAUCACGGCUGGCAACGAAAUGGCCCUCUUCAAGCUCGACGCUCAGUCGGGCAUUGUUUAUCCAGCGCAGAGUUUGUCCGGGAAACAUGGCGCCUACGAGUUGACCAUAUCGGCACGCGAUACCCAGGGUUCGGGCACCAUGGAGAGCUCAACCAAGGCGAUCAUCACAGUGCUCAGGGUAAAUCGCCACAAGCCGGAGUUUGUGAUACCGGCACUGUCCAAUGCCACCAUUGAGAUACCCGGAGAUAUUGUCGAGCCGGACUAUCUAUUGCUAACCGUUAGGGCAAUGGAUAAUGAUACGGAGGAGAACGGAAAGAUUAGCUACCACUUGCAGGUGAACAACCGAAACGAACAGCAGACCGGGGAGUUCAAGAUCGAUGAGGUGACUGGGGAAUUGCGAGCUAGGACGCAGCUAAACCGCAAGAACCGAGCCAACUACGACAUUAUUCUGGUGGCCCGGGAUGCGGGUAAUCCUCCAUUUGAAUCGUUACGCCUCCUCAGCGUUAGUAUUGUGGAUGCCAAUGAGAACCGUCCGGAGUUUCCAGAUGCCUCCAAUCCGUACAAGGUGUCAAUCAACGAGAACAGCGGCCGGGAUGUGAAAAUUGGACACAUACAAGCUGCCUCGCGGAGCAAGCACAACAGAGAUAUCUUUUACUACAUGCUGUUGGGCAAUGAAGAUGGUGCCUUCUAUGUGGACAAAUUGACCGGAGAUAUUUACACUAACAAGAGCCUUGAUCGCGAAGAAACGGAUGUGUACACUUUGUACAUUCUGGCCAGCAUUAAGGCAGACUUGCACAUCUCGGAAGAGGAACGCGCCGCGUUUUCGAUCAAAACCUUAAAUCGGGAUAACACGGUCGCAAAGGUAGCUAUCACAGUGCUGGAUGUGAACGACAAUCCUCCCGUGUUUGAGAAACCCAUCUACUAUGCGGGAGUGAAUGCCAAUGCCAAGAUGGGCGCAGCUAUCACGUUGGUAAAUGCCACCGAUGCAGAUCAGGGCAAGAAUGCCAAGAUCGAGUUUAUGAUCGUCGCUUCCAAUUUGUACAAGUUUGGAGCCACCAAGGCCACGGGUUCGAUUGUUCCCAGUCCGUUUGCCAUAUCGCAGGAUGGCCGCAUCACAGCCAACACGAUUAUGGCCGAGUACAACCAGGAUCGUUUUGAACUAGAGAUUGUGGCCCGAGAACUGGAGCAACCCCAGCGAUCAGCCAGCACCAAAGUUAAUAUUUGGGUCUUUGAUGGCACUCAGUUGGUCCGUGUUAUCCUUUCUCGUCCGCCGGAAGAGGUAUAUCAAGAGCAAGAGGAGAUCAUUGCCGAGUUACGCAAUGCCACGCAGCAUCGCAUCAUUGUGGACGAGAUUCGUUUCCAUUUGGACUCGAUUGGCCGCAUCCGCAUGGACUGGUGUGAUCUCUACUUCCAUGCCGUCGAUCCUCAGACCCAGCAGAUUGCUCCCGUCGAUGAAAUUCUAAAGGAUAUCGACAGGAACUACGAUUAUCUAAAGGAUUAUUAUGCCGGCUUUGCCAUAGAAAACGUGGUGCCCGCCUAUAUAGCUAUUGUUCAAGAUGAGUUUGAUCUCGCUGUGGCUGGACUGGUAGCCCUGGUCAUUGUCCUUUUUGUGGGCGUCAUUAGCUUCAUUGUCCUGUGCUGCUGCCUGAAGCACUGGAAUCUGUCGGUGCCUGUGGAAACACGUCGCAAGGAGGCCCUGAUCAAGAAACAGAUCAUUGAGGACCUAAACACCACCGAAAAUCCGCUGUGGAUUGAGCAAAAACUAAAACUGUAUGAGGAGCAAGAGCUGACCAUGCAGGUCUUCUCGGAGCCCGAUCACAUUUCCAAUUCUGAGGCGCCUGGCCACCUGGAUCAUCGCAGCUCUCUUGAGCAGGUCCAUCAUGUGGGUCAGUCAGUGGACAACACAUAUGCCACCAUUCAGCCGCGUAAUAAUCAGAAUCGUCUAACUGGCGGCGGUGGAGCCGGCGGUGGUUCAAUGCGCAGCGGUGGUGGUGCCAGUGCCGGAGGAGUGGGUGGUGCUGGUCUGCUGCUGGCCCGCGUUGAUCCACACAUGCAUGAGUUUGCGGACUAUGCCACGCUGCGGAACAAUCGGGCGCCAUCGCUGUACGAGUUCACAGGAUCCACAUUUCAGGCACCCAUUCGGGACGGAGACGAUGCUGUGGCUGAGCUGAUCUAAGCCUGGACGGGAGCUGCUGCCCAAUAAGAUGUGUAAAUUAUGUAGUAGCUGUGUAUCUGUGUAAUAGGCAAGUCCUUGCCGUGGUUUAUUUAAACCGAGUCCGUUCUGUUGCAUCUUUGAGUUCGCCGUUGCGUUUACACCAUCAAUAUUCUAGACACGUACAUAGCACAUGCAAUUACUUAUAGCAAGAGCGUAUAUACAUAGCCUAGUUGUAACUGCUAAGCCAGCGUUUAUCCAGAACUCAAGUAGCCAGGAUGGAGGGUUAGGAGCAGAGACAGAACUACAAGAACCCAUAGAGGAAAUUUUCCCGCAUAAAUAAUGACAAUAAUAUAUAUGUACUAUUAUAUAUUGACAAUGUCUAGCCGUAAUGAAACGAUAUGAAUAUGUAAGAGUUACUAAUGUACAUCUACAUCUGCAUCUAUACAGUUCAGUCCAUUCGAAUACUUCCACGAUAUUAGUUUUAAUGGCGAUCAAAUGCGUCUAAAGCCAGCCUAAGUUGUACCAUUUAAAAGACUAAAUUAUUUGCUCUUCCAAUUCCGUACUAUGUUUAGUUGUGUCGCUAACAUUUAGUUCUUUAGAUCCUAGUUUAAUUAGCCAAACUUGCUCAUACUCAUAAGUUUAUAUUUUAAGUUGAAGAGAAUUGGAAACGUGCAACGAACUAAGUUACUUUUGAACGCUGUUCGAAUCCUCACGGACAGAGCCAGAAACUCAUUGUGUUUGCAUUUACAUUAAACAUAUUAUACAAAUAAGUAAAA
Molecule: messenger RNA, 7376 nt
Organism: Drosophila gunungcola (fruit fly)
Lineage: Eukaryota; Metazoa; Arthropoda; Insecta; Diptera; Drosophilidae
Product: cadherin-87A
Exons: 18
Coding region: 685-6621 (1978 amino acids)
Biological process (GO): homophilic cell-cell adhesion
Cellular component (GO): plasma membrane
Molecular function (GO): calcium ion binding
Source: RefSeq, a predicted model, not a curated record